Podarcis lilfordi (Lilford's wall lizard) is the source of this 467-nucleotide messenger RNA. The record is from the annotation of a GenBank genome assembly. NCBI's taxonomy places the organism in Eukaryota, Metazoa, Chordata, Lepidosauria, Squamata, Lacertidae.
AUGGCGGUGAAUGCCAGUAAGAUGUUUAUGCAGGCCAUAAUGUGUUUUUUCAUAACGAGGUAAUUUGCAUAUCUCUUCUGUCCUUAAGGUCUUCAACGCCAAAAUUAUAGCUCAGUUGCUCUAUGGUAUCCCAGUCUGGCUGCCAGGGUUUACCCAGUUGGUAGAACGAGUGCAGGCAACUUUCCUCUUCAAUAUUUUUACUGUCCCACGCUAUGUACCCUAUGUAGCCUUGUGUCUAGAGGGAGGUCAACACAAGGUAGAGACUGUCGCCUGGGUGAGAUUUCUUCUAAGCUGGUUAAACAUCUGCCUUACAUUAGAUAAAGAUCCUCUCCUCAGCGAAGUUUUGUUAGACCUCUUUCUUUCCCCAGGGCUACAACAGUUUAACAAGAAGGUACAGCGACUUGGGCUUCAGUGGAACUUUUGCGAUCAAUGUCCCUACCAUCUGCCAAGGCUAUAAUAAAAACUAG